Molecule: messenger RNA, 2254 nt
Organism: Chaetomium strumarium
Lineage: Eukaryota; Fungi; Ascomycota; Sordariomycetes; Sordariales; Chaetomiaceae
Exons: 3
Coding region: 197-2053 (618 amino acids)
Biological process (GO): translesion synthesis
Molecular function (GO): damaged DNA binding; DNA-directed DNA polymerase activity
Source: RefSeq, a predicted model, not a curated record
UUUCCACCUCGGACCCAGUCGUGCACGAACAAGUCCCCACUUAUCUGAGCCUAAAAAUAGCGUUCCAGAGGGGCCCCAUUUCAAUAGUCGCGACCCAGAACCUUGGGUGCUUGGUGAGGGAGCAACAUGGAGGACAUCUCAACAAUCCGGAAACACCAAGUCAAUAACCACAGAAAAUUGGGCCGGUGCUGCUUGGAUGACAUGCCUCCUCCGCACACCGCCUGGAGCCGCAGCGAUGGAUCUUCCAGCUGCUUUGAGUAAGAAGACGCCACGCCGCAGAGACGACCGCGUCAUUCUCCAUUUUGACCUCGACUGUUUCUAUGCACAGUGCGUCGAGAACCAGCAGCCGUCGCUGAGGACGGUGCCCCUGGGCAUCAAGCAGAAGGGCAUUCUCGCCACCUGCAACUACGUGGCCCGCCGGCAUGGGGUUAAGAAAUUGAUGCCCAUUGCCGAGGCAAAGCGGAUCUGCCCGGACCUCGUGCUUGCCGAUGGCGAGGACCUGUCGCCUUUCCGGGACGUGUCCAAGCGGCUUUAUAACCUGCUCCGGUCUUACUCAUGGAAUGGCAAAGUGGAACGGUUGGGUCUGGAUGAGAUAUUUCUGGACGUCACCGAUCUCAUAUCUUAUAAUGUGGAGCUGCUAAAUCGGAACGCCCUGCAACACUCCUAUUUUUGUCUCUCCCGCUCGGACCCGGAGGUUGGCUUCGAAUUCGACGCGACGUCCUUUGCCGGAUGCAUCCAUGGAAAUGAUGGCGGUCCAACCGAUGAGAGUGCGCCGCGUACGCGGCUUCUGCUCGCCUCUCACCUCGCGAGGUAUCUGCGACUGAAGAUCGAGGACGAGGGUUACACCACCGCCUGCGGCAUAUCGACUAGCAAGCUACUGGCCAAGUUGGUUGGCGGCAAGAAUAAGCCGCGGAACCAAACAACCCUCCUUGGCCUCAAGCCGGAAGAUGUCUUAUCCUUCAUGGACGAGCACAAGCUCCGGAAAGUUCCCGGGAUAGGCGGCAAGAUCACUCGGGUGCUGGAAGGCUUCGUCCUCGGCAAGGAACCCGAGCUGGACAUCCACUCUAUGGAAUGUUCGACCACGGUAGGCCAAGUUCGUACCCACCCUGGCAUCUCGCCCCCGGUCCUCGAGCGGCUCUUUUCCGGUCCCGGCUCGGAAAAAGGGCUCGGCAACAGAGUAUGGCUACUCCUCUACGGCGUGGACGACACCGAAGUCAAAGCAGGCCGCGACGUGCCCACCCAGAUCAGCAUCGAAGACACCUUCAAAGGCCUUAACGACCCUUCCGAUAUCCGCCGCGAGCUGCUCGCCAUAACAACCUCGCUCCUCCGGCGCAUGCAGAUCGACCUUGUCGAGGACGUCGACAGCACCGUCGAAGGGGGGAAAAGGAGAUGGCUGGCCCAACCCAGAACAAUCCGCCUCACCACGCGUCCCUACACUCGCCCCUCCGAUGAUAAGCCCUACAACUGGGCCCGCAGCUCCCGCAGCUGUGCUUUGCCAUCUUUCGUGUUCAGUAGUACUACCAGCUGCAGCAGCAGAGAAGAGAUCGCCGAGCGCCUGGUGAACGACACGCUCUUGCCGCUCUUCUACAAGCUGCAUCCUCAGCAGGGAGGCCAUGAUGGUGGGUGGAACAUCGGACUGCUCAACGUCUGCGUGACCAACAUGUCCGGCGGAGAAGGGGCCGUGGUGGGCGGGAGGAGGGACAUCGGGGAGAUGUUUAGGCGCUAUGGGGAGCAGCUGAGGGAGUUCACAGUCUACGACGAUGAUGGAGAAGGGGAAGUAAAUGAUGAACAGCGUGCUAGUGGUGAGGGGAGGGUGGAGGAUGAGGAAAUGGUAAGCUCUGGCGCGGCGGAGCAGGAGGAGGCCCACCGGAGCGACGGUGAUGAGGAUGAGGAUGAGGAUGAGGAUCAGGAUGACGGAGAUGGUUCGGAGCCUGGAUGGGAACCCGAUGAUACGCAAGAUGACGACCUGGAUAGAUGUCAGCUGUGUGAUCGGCUUAUUCCGAGGUUUGCCUUGUUGGCUCACCAACGGUAUCAUAGUAUGGAGGGUCCCUAAUAAUUGGACUCUUCUGGGAUGAUAGCAUAUAACAAAGCAUGAUGAUACUGGAAAGUAUGUAGUCGGUUGGCCUUUGGUUCUCGUGUGGCGACUCUUGCGCGGUGGGUAGCGUUGUCUCCAUUCCUAGCUGGGCGCAGUAUGUAGCCUAAGGUUUGUUUUACAUCCAGCCUUUGCGCUGUGAAGACGGUUCGGGGGACAGGU